AUGGUGAAUGUUGGUGUGAAUGGAUUUGGCCAUAUUGGGCGUCUGGUUACCAGGGCUGCCUUCAGCUUUGCACUUGGCAAAGUGGAGAUUGUUGCCAGCAACGACCCCUUCAUUGACCUCAAUUACAUGGUCUACAUGAUUCUGUAUGGCUCCACCCAUGGCAAAUACAAUGGCCCAGUCAAGGUUGAGAAUGGGAAGCAGGCAUCUGAGGGCCCACUGAAGGGCAUCCUGGGCUACACUGAGUACCAGGUUGUCUCCUGCAACUUCAACAGCAACUCUCACAUUUUAACCUUUGAUGCUGGGGCUGGCAUUGCUCUCAAUGACAACUUUGUAAAGCUCAUUUCAUGGUAUAACAAUGAAUACGGCUACAACAACAGGGUCGUGGACCUCAUGACCUACAUGGCCUCCAAGGAGUAAGAAACCC
This is a messenger RNA of Arvicanthis niloticus (Nile rat), 424 nucleotides long. The record is from RefSeq and is a predicted model, not a curated record. NCBI's taxonomy places the organism in Eukaryota, Metazoa, Chordata, Mammalia, Rodentia, Muridae.